AUGCAAACACUGCAACAGAUCGUUCAAAGUUUAACAAUAUUCGGACAGCCACGUACAAUUCAAGCACCCGCAUCUAUAAAAACAUUGACUAUUUUUGUAGACAUCAACAACCAAUCAGGUGAAACCAACAUGCACAGAAUGGCUGAGAGUCAACAGCAGCUGAGGAUGUGCUAUGUGAAUUGGCCGGUGUUGUGCAAGGUCAAACUCAAAGGCGAAGCAACACUCGAAGGGGAAGUAACAAGCGAAAGUCCUACACCAUCGUAUUCAUAAAAAAAAAACACUAGAUCUUUGGAUUCACUGAAAUUAUCAACAAAUCAGUACAACACAGCUGUAAAACAACAAGGAGUCACCAGAUCGCUGGAAAUAAGUGGGAAGAAAACAGAGACAAAAUUCUUGCAGAACUGA
Molecule: messenger RNA, 405 nt
Organism: Pocillopora meandrina
Lineage: Eukaryota; Metazoa; Cnidaria; Anthozoa; Scleractinia; Pocilloporidae
Source: the annotation of a GenBank genome assembly